UUGUUCUUAUCAUUAAUGUGGCACUCCAAGCUUGAGUCUUAUUUGGACAGAAAUGCGUCUUUCUAGCUCACUGGCAUCCUGAUUAUCUAUCUAGCCUAUUAUUGUUAAGAGUGUAAGCUUAUAACAUGAAUGAAGACAAUGAGAGCUUCUGGUUGAACGGGUCCGUGAGCGAGCUGGACCGCUUCAGCAACCUGGAGGACAUCGACGUGACCGCGGACGGGAGCCCGGUCUUGAGAUUCUUCAUUUGUCUUGUUUAUUCUAUUGUCUGUGCUGCGGGUCUGAUGGGGAACCUUCUGGUCAUAUUCUUCAUCUGGGUCAAACAAGAGAGGAAGAAGUCCAGAAUAAACUUUUUCGUGCUUAACUUGGCAGUGACGGACCUCCAGUUCGUGCUCACUUUGCCCUUCUGGGCUGUGGACACCGCGCUGGACUUCAGCUGGCCGUUUGGAGACGCCAUGUGCAAAAUCAUCCUCUCGGUCACCGUGAUGAACAUGUACGCCAGCGUCUUUUUUCUCACAGCCAUGAGUGUGACCCGCUACUGGUCAGUCGCAACUGCUCUGAACAACAGAACCGCGCACAAGUCUUGUUCCACCAAAUGGAUCUGCGCAAUCAUUUGGACACUGGCGACUCUGGCGACUGCGCCAACGUCGAUCUUCUCAACUGUCAGCAACGUAACCGGAGAAAAACUCUGUUUGCUGAGGUUUCCUGGUGGACAGUACUGGUUAGCAGUUUAUCACAUACAGAAAAUACUUGUUGGCUUCGUAUUGCCAAUGUCCAUCGUGUCCAUCAGCUACAUUAUGCUGCUGCGUUUCAUCCGCAAUCGGAGUAUGAAAACAAGCAAUCCCAAACGGAGAUCGCAAGUUACAAAAUCUAUCACCAUCGUCGUGCUGUCCUUCUUUCUUUGCUGGAUGCCAAACCAUGCCAUCACUCUGUGGAGUGUGCUGGUCAAACUGAAUGUUGCCAACUGGGACAGAGCGUACUACCUAGUCCACACGUAUGUGUUCCCACUGACCGUAUGUCUGGCGCACACCAACAGCUGCCUGAACCCCCUUAUUUACUGCCUCAUGAGGAAGGAGUUCAGGGACAAACUGAGGGGUUUGAUACACAGGGGUUAGUGUUUGGGGAUGGUUGUGAAUGAGUCGACAGAGCGCGAAAUGCGUCAACAAACAGUCACCAAAGCGCACCGAGGGCGCGCUGCAACAAAGGCACGCAGUGAGAGAGGAGAGCUGACAGAAAGCACAAUGACGACAAGCGACAUUAUUUUAAGACAAUUUACCAGAUUCUGCUCAUGAUAAAUGCGACUUUCAUCCGCGCUUUUUGUCUGUAAAGGCUUGCGUAAUGUGUUUAAUGUCUAUAGAGAAACCACGUCCGCUGAUUUAGAGCUGUAAGCACAGGACCCGCUUACUUUAUGACCUUUGUGGCACUGCUUGCUAAAUAACUAUUAGUAGUGAUGUUUCUCUAGUCCACAAUCUAAAUGACUGCGUGCGUAAUUGCGCAUGACAUUUACUUGGACAUUAGUGUGUGCGCAUUAUUAAACAGGCGAAAAGUAGCUCAGAGCGCUUAUUACAUCUAUCUGUGAAUGUCUUAGUGAAUAAUAUAAUCAGUGUCUGAUACUUGUUUUUAGAAGACAGUAAUGGAAGCAAACAACACUUCAUCACUAGGCAAUUCAGUUACAGGUCAUGUUUUCAAGCUACGUGUACCAAAAUCAAAAGUAUGACAACAAAGUGUAUGAAAAUAUAAUGAUUGUUGUAAAUACGCAGAAGAAAACUGUAUCCACUA
Messenger RNA from Thunnus maccoyii (southern bluefin tuna), 1776 nucleotides. RefSeq names its product relaxin-3 receptor 1. Gene Ontology annotation, molecular function: G protein-coupled receptor activity. The coding region runs from base 126 to 1112 and encodes 328 amino acids. Gene Ontology annotation, biological process: immune response; G protein-coupled receptor signaling pathway. Gene Ontology annotation, cellular component: membrane. The transcript has a single exon. NCBI's taxonomy places the organism in Eukaryota, Metazoa, Chordata, Actinopteri, Scombriformes, Scombridae. The record is from RefSeq and is a predicted model, not a curated record.